Molecule: messenger RNA, 498 nt
Organism: Pseudonaja textilis
Lineage: Eukaryota; Metazoa; Chordata; Lepidosauria; Squamata; Elapidae
Gene: IER3IP1
Product: immediate early response 3 interacting protein 1
Biological process (GO): endoplasmic reticulum to Golgi vesicle-mediated transport
Cellular component (GO): COPII-coated ER to Golgi transport vesicle; Golgi membrane; endoplasmic reticulum membrane
Source: RefSeq, a predicted model, not a curated record
CGGGCGCGCUCCGCGCGUGCGCAGAGGCUCAGCCGGGUGACGGCGGCGGCGCUGGCGCUGCCGGAAUGGCGUUCACGCUGUAUUCGUUGCUGCAGGCCGCGCUGCUCUUCGUCAACGCCAUCGCGGUGCUGCACGAGGAGCGCUUCCUCCGCAGGAUUGGCUGGGGAACCGAUCAGGGUAUCGGAGGAUUUGGGGAAGAGCCUGGAAUUAAAGGGCAGUUAAUGAAUCUAAUCCGAUCUGUACGGACGGUUAUGAGAGUGCCAUUAAUUGGAGUGAACGCCGUGACAAUUGUGCUGUUGUUAUUAUUUGGUUGAAAUUGUCUUCGGAAAAUCUUGGAUAGCGUCUAAAGCAAACAGACUGCAGACCGAUUUGCACGUGGGAUCCAAUCUGAGGGAACUGCUGAAGAAGCCGCAUAUAUGUCUCAAUAAAGAUGCAGUUUAUAUUUAUUGUAUUGCUUAAUAUGCACUCCGUUUCAUUAAAUCCAAUGAUUAAAUUGAA